Molecule: messenger RNA, 10545 nt
Organism: Melospiza melodia melodia
Lineage: Eukaryota; Metazoa; Chordata; Aves; Passeriformes; Passerellidae
Gene: APOLTP
Exons: 63
Coding region: 1-10305 (3434 amino acids)
Biological process (GO): lipid transport
Molecular function (GO): lipid carrier activity
Source: RefSeq, a predicted model, not a curated record
AUGCUCGGCGCUGUGAGGGCACCCCGGCCGCGGGCUCCCGGCGGUGCCCGGCGCUGUGAGGGCUCCGGGCCUCCGUUCGGGGCCGUAACCAGGCGGAGCUCCCGGCCAUGGGAGGGCUGCGAGCGCAGGAAGGCGGAGGUGCGGCGAGCGCAGUGUAGCAGUUUGCCUGCUGAGCUCUUUGGGUGGUACUGGGCAGGAUCCUCAGAGAGGUUAAGUUAUGGAGCUUCCUGUUUUACAGAGUGUGCAGGACACAGUGCAUCAUACUUCCCCAAAAGAGCUAGAUACAGCUACAGGUACUCAGCAGUCACCAACACAUUCCUGCAGGGAAAUAGUUACAAAAGCAGUGGCAUCUCUCUGGAGAGCACAGUGAUCAUUGAAGUAUUGGGGAAUUGCCAGAUGGUUUUGAAAGUGCAAGAUGUACAGAUUAAGAAAAGUUUUGCAUCCAGAGAGGAGUCUCUGAUGGAAAUGGAGAGUCUAAGGAAAAUACUAGAACAGCAUCCUCUUCAUUUUUCUUUCCGUGAUGGGAAAGUUCUGAAGCUCUGUCCUGUGAGGGGUGAGGAGACCUGGGCACUGAACAUCAAGCGAGGCAUGCUCAGUGUGCUGCAGACAGAGCCAGAAUUCUCUGCUGGUGCUGUUGUUGAGGAGGUGGAUGUCCUGGGAAUCUGCCCAACCAGGUAUCAGCAAAAGGGCCCCAUUCUUGUAAAGACAAGGGACUUAAACCUCUGCUCCCAUCGCUCUUCUGGUUUGACUUCUGUGCAGUCUGUUGUUCUUCCUCACGUGUCAUCUGAACAGCAGAUUGUGUCCUCCCAGCUGGAAUGUGUCCAGAGCAUCAGGGAUGGGGUCCUGGAGGAGGCCAAAUGCAGCGAGUCCGAGCGCGCGAGGCUGUUCCCUCAGCAGGGCAGCGGGGCAGAGACGCAGACACGGUCUGUGCUCACACUCAUGCACGUGGAAACAGAGACACUCUACAGUAAAGGGGGCUCUGAGGAUCUGUAUGUGACUGACAUUCUCUAUGAAAGGGAGGUAACUAAGAGGGAGGUCACUGGAGCAGAAGUGACUGAACUGGUGUGGAAGCUUUGCUUAGCACACAGUGCAAGUUAUGAGACUGCAGACCUUUUCAUGACUCUCGUGUUUGAGCUUCGACACCUUUCCCUUGAGGCCUUAAGGGCACUAUGGCAAAGAUCAUCAUUCAAGUGCAGAGACAAUUGGCAACCAUUAAUAGAUGCUCUCCCAUCUUGUGCCACAGAGGCAUGUGUUGUCCUAAUGAAAGACCUCAUAGCUUCUGGAGAAGUUGAGGAAGACAAAGUAGAACAUUUCUUCUGGUCAUUUGCAUUCAUUCCUAAUCCCACUUCGGGCAUGAUUGAAUCUCUUGCUCCUUUGCUGAAGUCACCUAGAGCAGGCCAGAGCUGCUUCUUGGGAGUAACUGCUCUUGUACAUAGGUUUUGUUCAGCUCACAGCUCCUGUGGUGUUAUACCUGCUGUGCAGAGUGUGAUGAGGACUCUUGGGAAAUUUUUGGGAGGAAACUGCACCGUGCAAAAUCCAGAACAUCUCAGCAAGCUGCAGCUGGUGCUGAAAGCCAUCGGGAACGCGGGGCUGGCAGCGGCUGCGCUGGCUCCUGCUCUGAGCUCGUGCGCGGCCCUCAGGAGCCAUCCCAUGGAAAUCCGCCUCGCCGCCGUCCAGGCCUUCCGGCGCAUUCCCUGCUCCCUCAGGAAUGCUAUAUUAGUUCAGCUGUAUCAAGCGACCAGCGAAGAUGUGGAAAUAAGAAUUGCUGCUUAUUAUAUAGCAAUGAAAUGUCCACAUGAAGAGUUAUUUAAACAAGUACAAAAGACUUUGCUGAAAGAAACAUCCAGCCAAGUGGGCUCCUUUGUUUGGAGUCAUCUCACUCAGCUCCUGGAGACAGAUGACCCCUUGAAGGAGCACCUUCGAGAUUCUAUUCCUGAUGAAAUCCUUAGCAAAGAUUUUGACUGGGAGAUGUGGAAAUAUUCCUCAUACUCUGAUGUCACGUUUCACUCAGCUGGUGCAGGUGCAAAUAUGGAAGCAUCAGUGGUCUUUUCUCCUACAUCUUUUCUACCACGAUCAGUCAUGACAAAUUUGACUGUUCACUUCAUGGGACAGGCUAUAAAUCUCCUGGAGGUUGGUGUACGAUUGGAGAAUGCUGAAACUCUCAUAGAGAAGGGGUUUGGGCCAAAAUCUUCUACUUUCAGUGACUAUUUUUUUGGAAACACCAAAGAAGGAAACCACAAAUCAGAAACUCCAGUGGAGACAGCAGAAGAGGUCAAGCAGAGGAACCCGACUUUGAAGCGAUACAGCCCCACUGAUCAUCUUGUGAGCAAGUCUGGCAAGCCAAAGCUGAGAAAAACAAACCAAAACUGUCUUGGUAGAAAAUACAGUAAGAUGAAUGAAUUAGUCAAAAAGUUCACUGAGAGGACAGUAAGAAAGGAGGCGUUGAAAUGUGAGCUAAGCAUGAAAAUCUUUGGAAAUGAACUUAGCUUCUUAAAUUGUGAAGAUUUAAGAAAACAAAUGAAACAUUAUUCCUUAAAUCUGGCUGAGUUGGCUGUCAAACUUCUGAAGGGGCAGGAGGUCCAGUUUAAUAAAAGGAUGAGCUUGGCCACUGAAGAGCUGCAGUUUCCAGCAAUUUCAGGCUUUCCUGUUCAGCUGGCAGUCAAUGCCUCAGCAGCAAUCAACAUAAAAAUCAAAGGGAAUGCUGAUUUCAAACAACAGUCCAAUUUCUUUCUAAAUGGAUAUAUCAAGCCAAGUGCAUUUGUUCAGCUUUCUGUCCAAAUGGGAAUUGUGGGGACUCUGGGACAAGCUGGCCUAAAGUGGUUAACAGGAAUUAGGACAUCUACUAGUCUUGAUGGGGGGAUCCAGGUGAAGAAAGGGAAAGAGCUCAAAGUUUUCUUGAACACUCCAGAAGAAUCUAUGGAGAUAAUUGAUUUCAGCUCUAAACUCUACUACAGAAUGGUGGAUGAGACAGAGGAUAUAGAUGUCUUCCAAGACCACACAGAGACCAGGUCUUGCACUAGGGAGGAAGUAUCUGAGAUUAUUGGCUGGCAGCUGUGUUCUGCAUUGUCCUAUCCUGGCCCAGCCAGUGGUUUGGUUUUCCCCCUCAGUGGACCUUUGAGAGUGGCUGUGACAUUAACUAAGCAAGACAGAGGCCUGCAGCAGUAUGUGGUGGAAGCUGCCUAUGACCACACAGCUCAGGAGAAUUCAUGGAUCCCUAGUGAAGCUGUCUUUCACUUCUUCCUUGGGACUCCAAAGUCAGACUUGAAAAGAGAUAUUGGUGUUGACCUAAGUUUUAGUGUCCCACAGAAGAAAUUCAGAAUCCAGUUUAUACAACCUAAGAAAAAAAUUGAGAUUGAUGGGAGGAUUGAGUUCUCUAAAAGUUCCCGAGUUGGACACCUGGAGCUGAUAGUGGAUGACCGAGAUGUGUAUUACAUUAAGGGAAUGGCAGAUUUGCAGAUGCUGAGUGGAGAGCAGAGAUACAUGACCCAGCUGGAGGUAAAGCUGAUAAAGCAAAGCAGUCCUAUCAUUUUGUCAGGAAACAUCACUAAACAGCUUGGCAAGAAGAUAGCUUUUUCAGUAUCUCUGAAUAAUUUGUUGAAGGAUGCUGCCUUUCUUUCAGGACUUCUGGAGAAAAAGGUUGAUGAUAAGCAGAGACAAUACUCGUUGGAAGGGGAGACUCACCUGCCAGGUGUUCUUGGAGUUCAUGCCAUUGCUCUUCUCCAGCAGCGUGAGGGAUUGUGGUCUCAUGGUCUGCAGAUUAAAUAUGGACUCCUAGGAGAGGCAAAAACCCCUUGCCACGAGUGCAGCACGCAGCAGAAAGUUCAAGUGGAGACGGGUGCACGGGGCUUCUACAGCCUGGAGCUGGCCCAUGAGUUUCACUGUGUGCAGGCUCCCUCCUACAGCCACCAGGUUCACCUGAAACAUGAAGUGACUGCAUCUUGGAUUUCCUCCCAGAUGGAAGUGAACUAUGGGAAACAUUGGGAUGAAGUAAACAACAAGAAAAAAGUGCUGAUCAGCCAAGCCUUUAAGAACAGUUCCAGUUCAUCUGUAGUCAGCUAUUUCAUGGAGUUUACCAUGCAAGUCCUGGAAAAACAGAUGAAUUAUAGAAUCCAGCUGCAGCACUUGCACACCUCUCAGGUGUAUUUGCAGAGCAGCACCAACUUUGAGGUGCAGUAUAAUGACCAUGUGCCAUUUGUGGCUGGGCUGCAGUGGAAGGAUGCGUCCAGAAAUGGCCUGAAGAAGUGGGAAGGUGGGUUCAGUAUAGACACCCCAUGGCUCUACCUGUACACAGCUCACAAACUGCACCAGCCUCAGCAUUCUGCUUAUUUACUGACAUCCCAGCUGACAGCUGCAAGAGCUCUCUCCAUUAAAGACCUUAUACUGGAACUAUUCUAUAAAGAUCAAGGCAAUGAGAAGGAAGGAAAAGUUCACAUUUACACACCAGCUACCACAUACCUGCAGCUUGAGUUUCCACAAGCAAUGGCCCUAAGUGGGGAGCUGUUCUCCAGGCAGACUAAACUGGAGCACUUGGACUGUGGUGUGAGUGUAAAAGUCAUCAUCAACAAGAACAUGUCUUCACAGGCCCAGGCAGCCCUGAAGAGUUAUGGUGAGAACAAUGUCAAUGGCUCCCUGCACCUUCAUUCCAAUGGAAGGGAAAUGCUGAUGCUGGAGGUUAAUAUGAACAAUGAAAAGAGGAGGAAUGCCAGAAUUGUUGAACUGAGGGCUUUUCUCCAUCAAACAGUCCUGACAAAUCCAGAAUCAGUACAGUUCCAGCUCAUGAGCAAAAUAUUUCCAUCAAGACUUCUGUUGUCUUCUGACUUGAAGCUUAAUGAAAAUAGGCUUCACGUGGAUUUCAUGGGAGCCAGGGAGCAGAAAGUUGGUUUUGUUUUGUCCCUAAAUGGAAGAGUCCAACACACUUUUACUGGAUUAAAGGCCAUACCUCAUCUCCUUUCUCUGGAUGGAUUACUUAAGUGCAAAAACAACAUUCAUGAUGGUAACAUCAAUGUGAUGGUCAACCAAAGACUGUAUGGACUGCAAGUCAGGAACAGGAAUGUGUUUGAGAAUACCACUGUGCACAAUCUCACUGUUGCCAUGGUUCAGAAUGGCAGUCAGGCAAUCCCAGGGGAGGCAAGACUGAAAGGACAUCUGGAACUGAGUAAAGAGAAGAAAAGGGGGCUAGCUAGCUUCCAAGUGGAUGAGAAGGCUCUUUCUGUAGAUUUUUUCAAUAUCAUGGAUCAUGGGCACAGCAGAGUCAGUGGGACUUUCACACAUAAUGUUGACUUUUUAAAAGAUGCAGGGUUGCCUUUGGAUGGCAUUCUUACUGCCACAUGUGAGCGUGGCACAGGAAAUCACACCAUUGCCAUAGCCCUGCAGAGUGGCAGUGAAAGGAUGGUUGCUGUGUUUGAGGGGCACAGAGUGGCCACAGAGCCUCCAACAUCCCAGCUGUCUGUGAGCUUAAAGCACAACAUCUCAAAGAUCAAGGAACAUGGGAUCCCUUUUGUUUUAGAAGCUGCUGGCUAUUAUGCGAAUUUCUCCAGAAAGAUUGCUGCAGGGAUAACAACCACAGUGGAGACAGAGCAGCUCAAGAUUGAAAUAGAGAAGAAAAUCACUGACACUGCUAUAGAAAUUUCUCUUUCACUUCACCAUGAUGUGGGAGGACUGAUGGACAUUGUUCCACAUGUACUAGAGACUCCAGCAAGAGUUUCACUGAAUGGGUCAAUAUUUACCAGCAACUUUACUGUCAUCCUCUUUGGACACGUUUCUUUUCAUGACAUAUUUGCCUGCCUACAACUCUAUGCCACCAGUAACACCCAUCCUCAUUUAGAAAUUGACUUCCAGCAUUCUUUGCCUUCACUUCAUUCUCUGGGAAUUGCCAGAGAGAACCAACUGAAGGUGUCAGCCAUGAGAAGUGACAAGUACAAGGGCAUCCUUGGUAUUGUCCUUGGGCCUUGCACUUUGGAAGCUGAUGGGGAAGUGAGCCUGGCAGGCAACGAGACAGGAUGGGUACUUGCUUUUAUAAACAAGUGCGUCAGUCUAGAGGAUCUCCGUUUCCCAACUCAGUCCCGGCUCACAGGAUCCAUUCAGAAGGACAAGUGCCAGGCAGAGCUGCUCUCUGUCCUGGAAACAGGAGGCAAAACUGCCCAUCUUGAAGUGAGAGCAGAGUGCAAGCCAAAGCUGGCUCUGGAAAUUCAUUUCAGGCAUGACCUCCCCCAGCUGAGGGAAAUCCCAAGGGAAAAUGAGCUGUCCAUCACUGCACGGAAACACUUCAAAUAUCUCAUUGGAGUUGGAAUAAAACUGGGGGCCUGUGAGCUUCAAAUGAAUGGGGACUUUGACCCUGAAAAGAACCUGCAGUGGAAAAUGCUUAUAGAAAACAAAUGCCAAACAAUUCAGGAUCUUGGAGCACCAAUGAAAAUUGAUGGCUCAGGCUAUCUUUUGAUGGAUGAAAUGAACCUAGACUCACAGACACUGAUCACUGUUGAUGAAAGUAAAUUCCGAGGACUCUUUAUACUAAAAGUCACUGAUGAAAGACAAGAGCUGGAUGCAGUGCUAACCCAUAACAUCCAAGGAGCUGCUGACAUUGGCAUUCCCAUGAAGAUGUUACUUGAUGUGAUAUCAGAAAAAACCAAUGACUUCUAUAAAGGAUUUAUCAAUUUCUGUGUGAACAACAAGCAAAUUACAGAAGAACUGAACUUUGUCCAGAAGUUGGAUGUUGUGUCUCUUAACUACAAACUUACUCAUAACAUAGACACAUUGAAGACUUUGCACAUAAAAGACAGGAUUGAGUUGCAGAUAGAUGUGAUUUUUCAAGGGAGAAACACAACUCAAGAGAGAUAUGUGCACAUUGCAGCUGGAGAAACAUCAAUCACAUACAUAAUAAACUCCCAUUAUGUUGGCCACCAAGUGGAUCUGUUCUGCCAGAGUGUGCACAGCAGUGAGGUUCUCCAGGCUUCGGGCUACCCUAAGGCAAUCAACUUGAUUUUCAGUGUACAGAAAUCAGAAAACAAAGCCAAGACUGUCUGUGAAAUCCAGUAUGAUGAGAAAGAUAUAACUGUGACUGUGGAUGUUGACACAGGCUUUGAACUCUCUGGUAUAUUUGUGUUCAUGGCAGAGGUGAAGCAUUCAAUAUCACUUCUCCAUCACCUGGGACUUCCCUUCUCUUUUAAGGUAAAUUAUGAUAUGAGUGAAGCAAAAGGCAAACUCUACCUCAGGAUGGAAAAAAGGGAUUUCAACGUUUCAGCAAAGCUAACUUUGACUGGAAGCAGCUACACCAAUGCCAUUGAGGUGGCACAGACCAUGGCCCAGUUAAAAAUUCUUCCAAGGCAACUUAUGUUUAUGACAAUUUACCAAAAAGGCAACAGAACUCAUCUGCUGAGGCACAUUGCCCUGUGGGAUGGCAAAGAGAUAAAGCUAACAGGCACUUACACGGGACUCUUGCCAAAGCUGCCUGGAGGCCAUGGCAUUCAGGUGGAACUUCUCCAUCCCCUCUCCAUCCCUUUUCCACGGCAUGUCUGGGCCAACUUAUAUGUGAAACAUUCAGCACGCACUCACCAGGAUGUCCUUACUGUCAUUUGGAAUGAAAAGGACAAGAUAUCAGUGUCCUCUUCUCUGAAGAUUGGAAGGCACCGGACAAGCUACAGAGCCACUGCUGCCCACCCAUUUAAUUACACUCUGAAGGAACUGGAGGUGCAUUCCCUGUCAGAAAGAAGGGGCAGAAAGUACAACCAGCAGCUGCAGGUCUCAGGGAAUGCUGGGCAGCCUGCUCACCUCCAGCUGGGGCUGGAGGAUAAAUCCAAGAUGGACAUCACUGCCUGGGGUGGCUGUGUGACACUCUCUGCAGGCCAGCUUCAAAGAAUAUUAAGCAUGGAACACCUGCAUGCAUGUGGGUCUCUAGAGCAAAGACCAACAUUGUUUAGUGAAUACCUAGAUCUGAACUGGGAUGACAAAAAAUUCAAACACAACUUUACAUAUGAGAGAAAUCAACUCUUGUAUCCUGAUACGUUUCAGUUAGAAGCUGUUCUGGAAAAUAUUUUCCUGACUCCAUGUGCCAAACAGAAGAUUCUAGGUAAAAUAGAAACAAACUACACCUCUUGCCUGGAUUACUAUUCAAGCUUUGAGUUCUGUGACCUUCCAAAUGUAAUUGUUUUAUCUGGAAAGCACCAGCUCAACAAAGAUGACAUCAUUUUGCACUCAGAGGGCAGAUUCCACCUUGCUGAUCAUGGGAGAGAUGAGGGGCUGAUUGGAAUAUCCAUAAAGAAUCAGAGCACUGCUGAUGUGAAGAACUAUUCUCUGGAAAUUGAAUUAAGAGCCUUUGAAGAUAUUUGGCUAGGCCUGACAGGAACUGCUGCUUCCUCAUCUGUCCAGAGCCAAAUCCUGGUGGAGGGGAUUAUUGAUCAGAAAGAGAAAGUAAAAGUAGCUGCUUCAAAAGGAAAGGAGUGUUUUCAGUACUACAUGGGGUAUCUGCAAGGGGAUUUGGAAGAAGGAGUGGAAGUCAGUGCUUGUUCCGAUGGGAAACACAUGGCUGCCAUUAACACCUAUCUCAGCAUCAAUGGUAAAAGGCAGGAAAACGUGGGACAAGUAACUCUAGCAGCUGCUAAUGGAAGCUUGAGUUUUCUGGCCCAUGGAUGUGGGGAUCCAGUUCUUAAGGCUGAGGUGAGUGGCUGCCACUGUGGGUGUUUGCUGGCCCUUAAACUAGUACAAACUUUGAAUGAUUUGGAUCCAGCACAAGCAAUUUUAAGUAAGGAAUUCAAGGUUUUAACAAUCUUCUCACAGAACAAGCUUAAUGAAAUUGGAAGCCUUUUGAAAGCCACACUGACUGAGAAGAUAAAGAAGUUUGAUGGAUACCUGUGGAGAUUCAGGAGAUCAGUGCAGCAUGUUGGUUUCCUGUCUGAAGCAGCUGGCUGGCCUCCAAUGGCCUUGCAAAGGGCAGCAGGAUUCCUGCACAGCGGGGCCACGGCUGUCACCCAGGUGUGGAAGCAAAGUGGAAUUGGGCACGUUCUGAGAAGCAGGAUCCCACUUUACCUGGAGAAAAUUCAAGAUGUUGUCCAGCAAAUGCAGAACGAAUUACAAAAGCCAUUAGCAACUUUGAAAGAUGCCUACUACGAUGUAACCUUGAAGCCACUGGAUGAAGUCUGGAAAGAGAAGACAGAAGAGCACAUGAAGAAAAUCCUGGCUUUCUUACCCAAGAUUGUAAAAGAUGCGUGGCUAAUGAAACCAAUUCAGAUGGCAUUAAAGGUUGUGAAAGCAGGCUUGGAUAUGGCUACCCAGCAGGUGCUCAGGUGGGCAGAGGCCACGUUUUCCAGAGCUGUAAGCAAGAUCCGGAAGCCCUUGCUGCACCUGUACAGUUUUUCACCCAGGAACUGUUCAGUGGCAGGAAAGCUGCCAAUACUACCUAAAGCAGACCUGUCCCUGCAGCUGGCAAACGUUACCACUUACCUCAUUGGAGAAAAACUAAUGAGGCCUCUGCAAGACCUCUACAAUCUCAACAUCCUUGCAGAGUACUACAGAAUCAAAAGAAGGAUGAUGGAGAGCCCCUUUGAAUAUCAUGCUAUGAUAGUUGGGAGCAAGCAUCUUGUGACUUUUGAUGGAAAAAUGUAUGAUUUGGCAUCAAAGUGCAGUGUUCUUCUUGCCAAGGAUUUUGUUCACAGUGCUUUCACUAUAAUACUAAAUGAGGAAACUAGGAACUCCAGAUCACUGUAUGUGGAGAUGAAUCAGACUGUGAUCACCAUCUACCCACAACUAAAGAUAUCCAAGAUGUAUAACUUCUCCCUUAUGGAAGAGAACUGCCAAGUCCUGGAUCAAUCCCCUGAAAACAGUACCAUGAAUUCAAGGCAAGGAAUCAACAAAAUAGAAGUAUCUGAUCAGAAAGGAGUUUCUGUCUCUUGUGACUUUCAGUAUGAUCUCUGUACUGUCACUCUGGCUGGGUGGCACCAUGGUGUUUCAGCUGGGCUUUUUGGUACCAAUGACAAUGAAGCUGCAAAUGAAUGGAUGGUGCCUAAUGGUUCCUUCACUGACAAUGUGAAAGAGUUCACCCAGAGCUGGCAGGUAAAUAAGUGCAGUCUUGUACAGAAGAAAGAGAAGCCAUGCCCAAUUACAGCUAAGCAAAACAUCUGCAAAGUGUUCUUUGAAGAACCACAUUCACUUCUUAGGAACUGCUUCAAAGUUGUGGAGCCCGAGCCAUUCUACACCAUGUGCACACAGGACACCUGUGACUCCCCGGCCCUGGGGGCUGCCUGCAGCUUGGCAGCAGCUUUUGUUCAUUUGUGCAACAGGAAUUUUGUCCCUGUGGAAAUCCCUCCACAGUGGUAAGUUUCAUUUCUUUUACCACCCUGAAUAUUCUGACUGCAUUGCUCCAGUACUUACAUGUCUCUGAUGCAAGAACACACGAGAAAAUAAAACUAAUGAACCUGACUGUGGCCAUGAGCAAAACUGAUCCUAUUCCCAGAAAUGCUCUUCUUGCCUCUUGGCUACCUCCCCUUCCUGCUGCUCGCUCACGAGCACACCAGAGCCCAUCCACUGCACACUCUCUACUGCCUUUCUAAUGCUGUC